Molecule: messenger RNA, 2432 nt
Organism: Polyodon spathula (Mississippi paddlefish)
Lineage: Eukaryota; Metazoa; Chordata; Actinopteri; Acipenseriformes; Polyodontidae
Product: D-3-phosphoglycerate dehydrogenase-like
Exons: 12
Coding region: 148-1734 (528 amino acids)
Biological process (GO): L-serine biosynthetic process
Molecular function (GO): phosphoglycerate dehydrogenase activity; NAD binding
Source: RefSeq, a predicted model, not a curated record
CAUCCUGUGAGGCAAAAAUCAAGAGAUUCACGCAGUUCGAUAGUGCUUGCACGAAGUUACAGAACAAGGAAGCUGUUAAACUUAAGAGCCCAACCUAAGUUUAUUAAGUUUUCAGUAAAAAAAAUACUGAAUUAAAAGUGCAGUAAAAUGGCUUUGGCAACAGUCCGAAGACUCUUAAUAAGUGAAACUGUUGAUCCUUGUUGCCAGCAGAUUUUGCAAGAAAAUGGCAUUGAAGUUACGGAGAAACAAAAUCUGAGCAAAGAUGAACUGAUUGCUGAAAUCAAGGGCUAUGAGGGACUUAUAGUUCGUUCUGCCACCAAGGUCACUGCUGAUGUCAUCAAUGCUGCCGAAAACUUGAAGAUCAUAGGCAGGGCAGGGACUGGUGUAGAUAAUGUGGAUGUGGAGGCAGCAACAAAGAAAGGCAUCAUUGUCAUGAAUACUCCCAGUGGCAAUACCACCAGUGCUGCCGAGCUGACCUGUGGAAUGAUCGUAAGUCUAUCCAGGCAAAUCCCGCAAGCUGUUAUGUCGAUGAAAACUGGAAACUGGGACCGUAAAAAGUUCAUAGGGGCAGAGCUAUAUGGCAAAACUCUUGGAAUUGUGGGUCUUGGGAGAAUUGGAAAGGAAGUAGCUAUUCGAAUGCAGUCUUUUGGAAUGAAGACUAUAGGCUAUGAUCCUAUAAUUCCUCCUGAAGUCACCUCCACAUUUGGAGUUGAACAGAUGUCCCUUGAGAGACUGUGGCCACUUUGUGAUUAUAUCACUGUUCACACACCUUUAAUGCCUUCUACGACAGGGUUGUUAAAUGAUGAAAGUUUUGCCAAAUGUAGAAAGGGAGUAAAGGUCAUUAAUUGUGCCAGGGGCGGUAUUAUAGACGAGGCUGCUCUACUGCGAGCUCUGGAGUCUGGGCAGUGUGGCGGAGCAGGACUGGACGUGUUUAUUGACGAACCUCCUAAGGAUUGGUCGCUUGUAAACCACCCUGGUGUGGUUAGCUGCCCUCACCUCGGGGCCAGCACCAAGGAGGCCCAAAUUCGCUGCGGGAGAGACAUCGCAACACAGAUUGUUGAAAUGGUGCAGGGCAAAUCCUUAAUCGGGGCUGUGAAUGCACAGGCCCUUACAGCUGCUGUAGCUCCUGAAUCUAGGCCUUGGAUUAAGCUGGGAGAAGCAUUGGGUUCAGUGGCCAAAGCUUGCACUGGACAAGUGAAAAGUCAAGUACAGAUUACAACAUUGGGACAAUCCCUAAAGAAUGCGGCUGGCUAUCUGAGCGCUGCAGUGGUCUCCGGACUGCUUCAGGAUAGCUCAAAGAGUGCUGUUAACCUGGUGAAUGCACUACCCCUGGCAAAGGAAGCUGGAUUAACUAUCGCCAGUCACCACAGUGAUGCAGCACCGAUGUUGGCUCAAAGUGCAUGUGCAGUAGAAAUAUCUGCAAACAGUGUCUCUCACAAAGUAGUGGGGUCGGUUCAAGGAGAUGUUCCUGUCCUGUUGGAGCUCAGUGGAGGGCUUUUCAGACAGCCAGUCCCUCUCACUGGCAACCUGAUCUUUUUUAAGGCUUUGGCAAACCCUCAGCUUCUGCCUUCUGUUGCAGGUGUGCUAGCGGCUGCUGGUCUUCAGGUGGAGUUGUUCAGCACCUCUGCAGCAAUCGCAGGAGAGCAGUGGUGCAGUGUGGGAGUUUCUUCGUUAUUAGGAGACCUGAACACAUUGAAAGUACAUGUAAAAGAAGCACUGCAGCUAUCCCUGUAGAUUCCAGUGGUGCCUUUCACAUCAUUCCAUAGGUGUCCUUAAUGUUCCGUGACACAUUAAUAGUGCUGUUUGAUUGACAGAUUCCUUGGUUUGGUUAGUAAUUCAAUGUGCAUGAACCGUGGCUAAGUCCCUUAGAGCUUUGCUUUAGUUUUCCAGGCUUUAUUUUCACUUUGACUUGGGUCAGUUUUUAGGGUCGUCAUUCAAAUUGUCUGUCUGUCAUCCUCUGCAUGGCAAAACCGAUAAAUGCAUUGAAUUUUUUUUUUUGUCAUCUUCUCAGGACUUUUAUCCUAGACCCCAAGCCUCCUGUAAACCUUUCAAAUUGCUUUUGGGUAUAACCUAAUAGUCUGUUGAUUUUAUGUACAGAUUUUACACUGGUUCCUAUCACGUCGCUAUACAUUUCUAUCUUAUCUCAUUGGAAGCUAUGUGGGGUCAGGUGGGCGUGAGUAAACCAAGCAUUUCCGUCAAUGAUUUUUUAAUAAUCUAAACUGACAUGUCUGUCUAAAGACACCAAGUUUACAAGUAGGCCGCAGCAAUAUUUAGAUCUGCUAUUUUGAUCACUGAAAUAGACACCAUAGACGUGGCAGGAGAAAGGACUUCACCCCAGACAAAGUUACUAUGACUACCAAUGUUAAAUGUUUGAAGAAUGUACUAUGUUAAGUGUUAAUACCAAAACAUUAAUAAAAAUUAGUUUAGCUUUA